ACCGCGGACACCGGAGCCCCGGGCGCGGCGGGAGCCCCAGUCCCCGGGCCGCCGCCCCACGGAGAGCGGGCGGGACGGGCGGCGGGGCGGGGCGGCCGCCGCGGGGGCAGGAGGAUGCUCGGGGAGCGCGGCGGGACAGGCGGGCGCGAUGGAGCCGCCUGAGGGCUGGGACCCGUACGGGCGGCCGGCCCGAAGGACGCAGUGGCUGGUGAGCGCCCUGGCCUACCACUACGGGCUGGACCGCGGCGUGGAGAACGAGAUCGUGGUCCUGGCCACCGGGCUGGACCAGUACCUACAGGAGAUCUUCCACCACCUGGACUGCGCCGGGGCGGGCAGGAUCCCCGGCGAGGACUUCCGGACCCUGUGCCAGGUGCUGGGGCUGGAGGAGGCGGCGGAGGCGGCGGCGGACCCCGAGGAGUGCGCGGGGCUGUGGGACGGGCUCUCGGCCGAGCUCACCUUCCGGCAGUUCCACGCCCGGCUCUGCGGGUACUUCAGCACCAAGGCGGGCAGCGCUCCGCGCCGCGCCGUGCCGCGCCUGCCGCUGGGCCGGGAGAGCGAGCACAUCGAGACCCAGAUCCGCCUGCGCAGCCCCCGCCGUCGCCGCCGCCACCCGGCCGGGCCCAGCGCGGCGGGGCGGCCCGGAGAGGAGGCGGCGGAGCGGCGGGCGGCGGGGCCCUGCUCGCCGGAGUGCUACGAGGAGAUCGUGGCGCUGGAGCGGGCCGAGGACCGCAUCGCCAAGCUGGAGGAGGAGAACGGCAGCCUGCGGGAGCUGGUGGAGGACAUGCGGGCCGCCCUGCAGAGCAGCGACGCCCGCUGCCUGGCCCUGCAGGUAGGACUGCGGAAAAGCCACGCUAACCAUAAGGAAGAGGGGACCUGUUUUAUAGGGAGUAAGAGACAAUUAGUGCAGAACAGCUCCCAGAGCAGGUGCCUUCAAAGUGUGCUGGAGGAAGUGGAGCUCAUCCGGAGCUCCAGGGACGGGCAAAUUGAAGAAGCGAUGAGGUUCAACCAGGAGCUGGAGAGGGAGCUGAAGAGCUCGCAGGAAGCCCUGGUCAGCCUGGAAGAUUGUAACCGGAACCUGAAGAGGGAACAGGCGGAAAUGAGGAGGAAGGUUGAAGAGGCGAGACACGCCGUCCUCAACAGCCUGGGCAAGGUGAAGGAGCUGGAAGCGAAAGCUAACAAAGUGCCACAUCUGCAAAUAUACAUUCAGCAGCUGGAAUCAGAACUGCGGCACUACAGGUCCGAACCGGCGCAGAAGGGAGCAGCCUCGCCGGGCGCAGGACACGGCGCGGCCGUCGUGCAGCCGCAUCGACGCUCUCCCACUGGCGGAGCCGGCAUUGCCGAGAACGCAGAGGAUCAGCUGUUCCGCUCCGUGGAGGGCCAGGCAGCCUCUGAUGAUGAUGAGGAGGAGGAGGAGAAGAAGAAGAAGUGGGCAGGAGAUCAGCCAGCCCAGGUGGACCCAAUGAAGAAGAUAGCAGCCAAGCUCCCUUGCUGUGGCAGCGGAUAUGAUGAAAAAAUGUGGAGAAAGCUAAUGUCUUACUUGGAGCCCACCAACCCCAAUGGCCACACCACAGCCCCAGCGGAGCUCGCAGAGCAGGUCACACAGCUCACAGAACAGCUGGAGCUUAAAGGGCACGAACAGAAGAAACUGGAAACAAAUAUGGAAGAGGAGGACCUGAGACAACUGACGGGUCAGCUCAGCGUUGGAAGGUCCAGCUCUGAGGAGACCUCUCCUGCCCAGCAUUUCUCUAGUGUUCAAAAGUCCUGCUAAAUCUGGACAUUUGUGUGCUUAGCUGCAAAGCAGUGCUUCACCAAGCAAACGUGACUGGGCUUUGCAGAACCAGAACCUUGAUCUUUUUCCCUUAAGGCACUUAAAAAACAAAACAAACAACAAACCCAAACCAAAACCAACCAGAUAAACAAACAAAAUACAUAUAAACGCCAUACACACUCACACAAACAACAAACAAAAACCUAAACCACCACAACCUGUAAGAAAUUAGGUCAUUACCUUCUUGUUUCACAGAAUGUACAGAUUAUUUCUCUGUAGGAGUUGCAAGACAAAAAUAUGACCUCGUCGAUGAGGGCACACGAAUCACUUGUGCUUUAUGGAGGAUGAUGGGAAUGCAAAAGAUUAGAAAACUGAAAUAGAAAUGCUAGUACUUACAAUUUCUGAGUGAUCUGCUUGCAUCCUGUGUUGAGUGAACUGCCAUUACACGCAAGAGCAGAGAAUGCAUUUCCUAGCAACUAUUGAUUCUUCACGUCAUGUACUACGUUCAAGAAAUGUACUUCUUUUCAAAAUAGUCUUGUGGAGUGAACUGACGUUUACCAGAUAAGGGGGGGAAAUUAGCUUUGCAAUCAUUCGGCAAGAGUGCGCAAAGCUCCAGUGCUUUUAAUUCCCUGUGU
This is a messenger RNA of Columba livia (rock pigeon), 2403 nucleotides long. RefSeq names its product EF-hand and coiled-coil domain containing 1 (gene EFCC1). The record is from RefSeq and is a predicted model, not a curated record. NCBI's taxonomy places the organism in Eukaryota, Metazoa, Chordata, Aves, Columbiformes, Columbidae. The transcript has 6 exons. Gene Ontology annotation, molecular function: calcium ion binding. The coding region runs from base 149 to 1768 and encodes 539 amino acids.